AUGAAGCUUAUUAAAGGAAAUGACGAUUACAAAGACUGUUAUAUUAAUUAUGGAAAAGAUCGUUGUGGUGAUUGUAGUGACGCCAAAAAUAGAAAACUUAAGGCUGCUGAGGAUGACAAUCCAGGACCAUUGUCUGAAGAGGAUGAAAUGAAUAACAGGCCUCCUUCUCGUAAUGUUUAUAUUGAAAAACUUGGUGAAGGAAUGACCGAAGAAAAACUAUAUAAAGACUUUAAAAAAUGUGGCAAAAUAGAAUCAAUCAUUCUUGACAGAGAAAAAUCAUGCGGAUUUGUCAACUUUAUGUCUAUUGGUUCUGGAAUCAGAGCAGUGAAACGCAUUAAAAGAAAAAGUGGUUACAAAAACUGUUAUAUUAAUUAUGGAAAAGAUCGUUGUGAUGAUGGCGAAGGUGAAAAUAUAGUUGGAAGCGAAGCUGAUACCGGAAUAGUUCGUGUGCGUGUGGACCCAAAAUACUUCCGUCCAACUGAAGUUGAUCUUUUGCUUGGUGAUCCUACUAAAGCUUAUAAUAAACUUGGUUGGAAACGUAAAGUUGAUUUUGAUUCACUUGUAAAGGAAAUGGUUUUGGCUGAUAUUGAGGGUGCCAAA
Entrophospora sp. SA101 is the source of this 600-nucleotide messenger RNA. The record is from the annotation of a GenBank genome assembly. Lineage: Eukaryota; Fungi; Glomeromycota; Glomeromycetes; Entrophosporales; Entrophosporaceae.